Molecule: messenger RNA, 1413 nt
Organism: Aegilops tauschii subsp. strangulata
Lineage: Eukaryota; Viridiplantae; Streptophyta; Magnoliopsida; Poales; Poaceae
Source: RefSeq, a predicted model, not a curated record
UCUCGAAAGGAGUACGAUUUGUGUGAGGUGACGACAGUGACACAUCCCCGCACAGCUCGUCAACCGUGCCGGCCUCCUGUCGCCACCCGCCACCCGCCAAGCCCAGCCCAACCCAACCAACCGCCAGACUCCCGCGCCGAUCCGAUCACCCCGCACCAGAGCCACCAACUAGUCGCCGCCAGCCCCUCCCGCCCCAGCUCAGAUCCACCGCCGGCCGAGGCACGCAUGCCGGGGCUCCUCGCCUACUCGGGCGCCGGGCUGGGCCUCCUGGCGCUGGCGGCGCUCGAGGCCCUCCAGCCGCGCCUCCCGCGGCUCCCGCUCCUCCCGCGCCGCCUCUCCGCGCCGCCGCACCACCGGGGCCUCCUCGCCGCGCUGCUCUCCGCGCUCUGCCUCCUCUCCGCGCUGCUCUCCGCGCACCACCUCGCGCUGCCCACGCUCGCCGCCUCCGCGCUCUUCCUGCUCCACUCCCUCGCCCCGUUCGCGUUCGCGCCGCUCGCCGCCCCGCCCCCGCCGCCGCUGCUCGACCUCCUCCUCGCCGCGGCCUUCGGGCAGGAGCUCCUGCUCUUCGCGCACCGCCGCCCCUCCACCGCCGCCGGCAUCGAGAACCGCUACUUCGACCUCUUCCUCGUCCCCGUCGCCGUCUGCCUCGGCGCCACCCUGCUCGCCGCGCACCGCCCGGGGGCCGCGCCGCCCCGCCUCGCCCGCGCCGCGGGCCUCGCCCUGCAGGGCACCUGGAUGCUGCAGAUGGGCUUCUCCUUCUUCACCGACGCCAUCGCCGCCGGCUGCGCGCUCCACGCGCAGAGCCGAGCGGACUACACCAUCAAGUGCCGCACCCACGAGGACUACCACCGCGCGCGCUCCGUCGCCACGCUGCAGUUCAACGGCCACCUCGCGCUGCUCGUGCUCGCCGGGGCGGCCACGUACGCUACUGUCAUCGCCAGAGGGAACGGCAGCCCACCGAGCGGCUACAGGAUGCUGGACAAGGAGGUCCAGAUGGAGGGCAUGCCAUUAACAUCUCAGUUCACCCUGGAUUCGGAUGAGGAGAAGGAAGAUGAAGGGAUCACAACCGCAGAGCCACAGGUGGCGAAUGGGGUGAACUCACAUCAGCAGAUCUCCGUGCAGACACCUGAUGAUCCCAAGUGACGGGGAUGGAGUUGGGUGCUUUUGAUGUAGAAUAGCUCAUUCGAGGUGAAUAUCACAGUGAAACUGAAGAGUGAUCCGGCAUCAUGUUUGUGUGUUUCCACUGCAUUUCAGUAUGGUACCCUCUUUUCGAUACUUGAUUGAGAUCACCUUAGGUGUGUGUAGGAGCGUGCACAAUUUGAUUUGCAUACAUCAAAGUUAGCCUUUGUACAAUAUUGUAAUAUCGUCGAUUCAGAUAGUUUUCUGAGGAAUAAAAAGUUAGUUCAUGUUUAA